Molecule: messenger RNA, 1576 nt
Organism: Gryllus bimaculatus (two-spotted cricket)
Lineage: Eukaryota; Metazoa; Arthropoda; Insecta; Orthoptera; Gryllidae
Source: the annotation of a GenBank genome assembly
CCGGUACUCUGUCCUCGAAACUAGUUCUGCUAAAGGAAGGCGGAGGAGUCUAUCAAACAAGCGCACUUCGCGGGGAAUCCCGAGCCGGAGUGCUUUUUUUAAAGGAAGUAGGACGGCCACGGCCAUCCGAGGCCAACUUGCGAAUCUGCCAAUGGCGACUCGUCGGACUAUUUUCCUUCUCCCCAGUAUAAGUAGAGGAGUGGAUGCGUCUGCGAAGCACACCGUUGCGGCUCGUCAACUAGCCCACAUCCGCCAUGGCCUUCUGGAAGCUGCUCGUGGCCACCGUCGCUCUGGUGGCGGUGGCAGAGGCUCGCCUCUUCGAGCUCCACAACCGCCUGCCGUACACCAUCUGGGUGGGCACGCAGGGCAAUUCCGGCAUGCCGGCGCCCAUGGGCGGAGGGUUCGAAUUGCGCGCGGGCCAGAAGGUGGAUAUCCACACGGACGAGAAAUGGGGCGGGCGCUUUUGGGCCCGCACGGGUUGCCGCUUCGACAGGAACGGUCAGGGCUUGUGCGAAACGGGCGACUGCGGCCGCAAGUUGAAGUGCGGUGGCAACGGCGGCGCACCCCCGGCCACGCUCGCAGAAUUCACUCUGACUGGCUGGGGCGGCCAGGACUUCUAUGAUGUCAGCAACGUGGACGGCUUCAACCUUCCUACAACGAUCGAAACCAUUAACAAGAAGGGCGGCGGCGACAAAUACUUCUGCACCACGGCCGCGUGCAGGGCCGACAUCAACGGCCAGUGCCCUGGCGAGUUGCGUCAGGUGGUGAACGGGCGUACUGUGGGCUGCAAGAGCGCCUGCCUGCAGUUCAACACGGACCAGUACUGCUGCCGCGGUGCCCACAACAGGCCAGAGACGUGCCGCUCGUCGGACUGGCCCAAGAACUACCCAGCCUUCUUCAAGAAGAUGUGCCCCGACGCUUAUAGCUACGCUUACGACGAUCACAAGAGCACGUUCAAGUGCGUCGGCACCGGCUACCGUGUCAUCUUUGGCUGAACUGUCCAUCCCUCCCGUUAUUCCUUGGUCCACUCAUGACUUCGUUCUCACCGGGUUUACAUCGUUGUUGAUCAUUUGAUCAAUUUCGUAAAAUGUAAUUCAACAUAAAUAAAUUAAAUUACUAAAUAGAAAUUACCAAUUCAUUGAAACACUGUACUUAUUGUCUUGUAUCCUUUCCUCCAAAAAUUAAAAGAAAUAUACAUCUGAAAUGAAGGUAUGAAAGGUAGAAAUUACUUUGAAGUAAUAUUCGAUGAGGGCGUAAUGUUUCAAUUGAGCAGUGGUGGAUUAUGCAGAAUAUACGUGCACUUAGGAUUCCAAUACUUUUUCAAUAAAAAAUGUACACUAGUAAAAACGCAAAAAAUAAUUGUGAACUAUUUUAUUAUUAAUCAAAAAAAUAAUAAAUUUAAUUCAGAUAAAAAUAGCGGUACUACAACAGCACAUCCUCUUUUGCAUUAUUUGUAAAAUUUGUAAUUUUUGAAACUUCAGACACUUCAACCAAAAGGAGACCUGUGUUACAUUUAAAACAACAUUUGCUCUAUACGCUGAAAAAAAAUUAAAGAAAAUAAUUGGAGCCGUUUUUU